CUCUUCCAUGGGACGGAGUCCCUAAAUGUCGCAACCUCCAUGGCUCUGAAAUGUGAGUUGGCUCAAUACCAUGGGCACUAUUGAGAGAGUUUCUGCGUGCUUCUUGCCUUUCUCUAUCGGCCCUGCCUAUCCCUGAUUGCUACCGUCACCACCCUGUUUACCCCGGAUUGCCCACGGCGGGCGAAACAACACCUCGGAUCGAUUCAAACUCAUGCUGACAGAAGAACCAUGGCAGCCGCAAUCCGCAGACUGCGGCGCAAUCCCCAUUUCCUCUUCGUCCAUCUGCCGCAUAUUCUCUCCUUCCUCUGCAUCGUUGCAGGCGUCGUCUGGCUGCUCCUCCUUCCCCUCAACGAUUACUCCCGCCAAACGUACAUCUCCGAAAACGCGCUCUUACCCGGUCAGGUCCACGCAUAUUUCUCCGGCAGUGAACAGCACAUCUUCCGGGGAUACAAGAAGGAGCUAGAGGCGAUCCUGGAGCGCCAGACGCCAAGUGAGCAAGACAGCAGAAACGACGAAUUCACCCCGGCUGUUUCCGAUAAGGUCCAGUCGAUCUUGCGAGCUGCAGGACUCAAAGUCGCGACGCAGAAGUACGAGUACACUUCAUCGGGGAUCACCCAUCAGGGGCAGAAUGUCUACGCGAUUAUUCAAGCACCGCGGGGUGACGCUACUGAAGCCAUUGUGCUGGUCGCGGCCUGGAAGACUGCCAAUGAUGAACUGAAUCUGAAUGGUGUAAGCCUUGCGCUGACGCUGGCGGGAUACUUCAAACGUUGGUCCUUAUGGUCGAAGGAUAUCAUCUUCGUGUUCCCACCGGACAGUAAAUCGGGCACCCAGGCGUGGAUUGACGCCUACCAUGAUAUGCAACCGGCAUUUGUGCAGCCGCUGCCCUUGAAGAGCGGCGCGUUGCAGGGAGGCUUGGUGAUUGAGUAUCCCUUCGAUCAUCGGUUUGAGUCACUUCAUAUUCUUUACGAUGGCGUCAACGGCCAGCUGCCCAAUCUGGACCUGUUCAACACGGCUGUAUCGAUUGCUGGUGGCCAAAUGGGUAUUGGUUCCAACCUGCAAGAAAUGUGGGAUCACAAUGACAGCUAUGAAAUGCGGCUGCAGACAAUUCUGCGAGGCAUGGUCAAGCAGGGCUUCGGCUACGCCACGGGUGCGCAUAGCAGUUUCAUGCCAUACCAUAUUGACGCCAUCACGCUGCAGCCCAAGGGCGACGGUUGGCAGGAUGAGAUGGCAUUGGGCCGUACCAUCGAGGGUCUCUGUCGCAGUUUGAACAAUCUCCUGGAGCAUCUGCAUCAGAGCUUCUUCUUCUACCUGCUUAUGCAGACCAACCGCUUCGUCAGCAUCGGUACCUAUCUACCCAGCGCCAUGCUGAUUGCCGGAAACUUUACCAUUAUGGCCAUUGCACUCUGGCUACGGACGGGAUACUAUAUCGGCUCGGAGCAAACUGCCGUCAAGCCUCCAACAGUAAGCGCAGGAGAGACGAAUAAGCAAGUGGCUGUUUCGACGGAGAAGUCCGGUGCGAACACCGCGCAGCAACCAGCCGUCAAAACCGACUCAAACAGCAUCAUCGAGCGACAACUUGCCCUGCCGCUCACCCUUGUCGUCGGCCUCCACCUCCUCGGUCUCAUCCCUCUCUACAUUUUCAAUAACAUCAACCACCAGUACUACCCAACCGCAACCUACGCCAGCAUCGCCAUCAACGCCAUCCUCCCCAUUGCACUUGCGGCCUGCCUCACCCGCGGCCUGACGACCACCCCGCGGGAACAGUCGCAACAAUCCCUGCUCAUCAAAUCGUUCUCGCUCCUCCUCCUCGGCCUCUUCCUCUCCACGCUCGCCACCCUCAACUUCUCCCUGUCCUUCAUGAUCGGUCUCCUCUGCACCCCGCUCAGCUUCGUCAACCGCAUCGACCCGCGCACCGCCUCCCGCCCCCUGCGGUCCGUGCUCGCUGUCGCCGGCCUCGUCCUCUUGAACGUACUGUCCCCGCCCGUCGUCCUUCUCGGGGCGUGCUGGUAUGUCGGGGUCGACGUGGAGACGGUCCUCACGCGGGCGGCCUUCGGGUGGGACGUCUGGGGCAUGUGGACCCAGGUGGUGGUCUGGUGUGUCUGGUGGCCCGCCUGGGUGACUGGGUGUGCUUUGUUGGGGUUCUCCCUGUUCUAGAGCUUCUUGUUUGUUUCUGAAGGGUAGGUAGAGCAUCAUACAAGAUGGCUUUGCUUUACUUGCUCGUCUGCUUGAACGC
Molecule: messenger RNA, 2233 nt
Organism: Aspergillus aculeatus ATCC 16872
Lineage: Eukaryota; Fungi; Ascomycota; Eurotiomycetes; Eurotiales; Aspergillaceae
Product: GPI-anchor transamidase subunit GAA1
Exons: 4
Coding region: 229-2154 (641 amino acids)
Biological process (GO): attachment of GPI anchor to protein
Cellular component (GO): GPI-anchor transamidase complex; membrane
Source: RefSeq, a predicted model, not a curated record